AUGCGCAGUUACUGCGGCUGUGCGUGCAACGCUAGUAACUGCCUGUGCAAAUACCUGCAUGCGUUGAUGAGUCUGAGCGACUCGUCUCAGCGUCACUUGGAGAAGCUGUACAGCGACGCUACAAACGGCCUCGUGCGGUUCUCGGCCAGGAACCAAUUGUUUGGGAUCCUGGACCUGGACACCAUGGAGAUGGGCUAUUCGGACGUGAUUAUCGGAGUGAGGCGGCUGGCCAGCACCUCGGACUGGAAGCAGAAUCCUCGCUUCCACACCAGGUGGCAGGUGUACUGGAAGCACAGAGACACGUGGCAGCGUUACCAGGAGGUGAAGGGGGGAGGGGGGAUCCCAAAGGGGGGCGAGGGGGAGCUCUCCAAAGGGCAGUUCCAUGGCUGGAGGGAUCCGAGCUACGUUCUGACUGGCCAGCAUCUCCCAUCUCCUUAUCUCCUUAGGACAGUCCCUAGGGACUCUUGGGGACUCUUCCAUCCUUCCACAUCCAUCAUCCCUGGGGAGAGACCCACAGACGGGUACUGUGGCCCAUACCCAGCCGCCUGGGUUCCCCAGCCGCCCUGUGGCCAGGCCUUCCUUCAUGCAGAGGUGGCCUCGUCGGAAGCGGUGUACCGCAAGAUCUGUGAGCUCUUCCACGCGUCUGUCCCAGAGGACAUGGUGCUGGUGCUGAAGAUUUACAGGAUCCGGAACGAUGCACUCUGGAAAAAAUACAGCAGCCAGAAGGAGCAAAUGUCCCGAGGACUCUUGGCCCAGGAGAAGCGGCUCCUGGAGAGGCACCUCUUCCACGGGACCUCAGCCGACAACGUGGUGCCCAUCUGCCAGGCGAACUUUAACCCCCGUCUCUCCGGAAAGCAUGGCGCCCAGUACGGCCAUGGCAGCUACUUCUCCUGCUACGCCAGCCGUGCCCACAUCUUCGCUCUGGCCAACCGCGCCGACCGCCGCCACAUGUUCCUGGCCAAGGUCCUGGUGGGCAAGUGGGUGUUAGGGAGACCCGGGUACACCGAGCCGCCGGUGAGGGAACCCUGCAAGUGUCGCUACGACUCCUGCAGCGACAACGCCCACAAGCCCGGCGUCUACGUGAUCUUCGACAACUCCCAGUGCUACCCCUACUUUGUGAUCUGCUACAAACUGCUCGGCGACCCUGUGACACUGGAGGGUGUCUGA
Messenger RNA from Terrapene triunguis (Three-toed box turtle), 1167 nucleotides. RefSeq names its product protein mono-ADP-ribosyltransferase TIPARP-like. The coding region runs from base 1 to 1167 and encodes 388 amino acids. The record is from RefSeq and is a predicted model, not a curated record. NCBI's taxonomy places the organism in Eukaryota, Metazoa, Chordata, Testudines, Emydidae. The transcript is spliced from 5 exons. Gene Ontology annotation, molecular function: NAD+ poly-ADP-ribosyltransferase activity.